AUGAAUACAUUUAUAACAAAUUUUAGAAAUAUACCACAGAUUUUACAAAAAACUAAAGAUUUAAUUUGUUCAUUAUCUUUAUUUUCUGAUAAAGAAAAUUUAUUUUUUUCUCAAAAAAUUGAACAUUUUAGUCAAUUAUCGGCAUUAAUUUGUAAUUUAUUUCAUUCAAUUUCAUAUAUUUGUUUAAAUUAUUUAAAUAAUGAAAAUCAUUCAAUUAUUUUAAAUAUAAUACAAAUAUUACCGAAUUUUAUUGAGGAAAUUUGGAAUUAUUUGGAGGAUGAUAAAUUGAUAAAUGUGAAGAAUAUUUAUGCAGAAUCAAUUAUAAUCUCUCGUUCAAAAUUACUUCAAUCAUCUUUAAAUCUUUUUUGUAUUUAUUACAAUUGUGAAUUUGUUAAUAAUAAAAGACGUUUACAAUUAAUUAUUGAAAAUAUUGAUAAAAAGGAAUUUAUUGUUCGUCUUAACAAUGAAAUUAAUUUGGAAAGAGAAUUUUCAAAAUUUAUUUCAACUGGUGUUUGUACAGAAAAUCAAUUAGAAAUUUCAAUAAAGGCAAUUAAAAAUGCUUAUGAAGGAAAAAGAAAAUUAAUUAAAAAUUUACUUUUAAGGCAAAGAAUAUUAAAGUUUAUUGGAUUUCCAAAAGAAAAAUAUAUUUCUGAUCAAAUUCAAGAAUUGAGUGAAAUUAUGUCUGAUUUAUCUAAUCAACAAAUACAUCUUUGUCUUCGACAUUUUGGUUAUGAUAUUGAAAAAACAACAGAAGCUUUGUGUCAAAGAGAACAACUUCCAUUAAAUUUAAAAAUUUUAUUAAGAGUAAAGGAUAGUUUGGAAGAGGAUAAUUGUUGUCCAAAACAAGCUUUGGUUUCUGAUGAAAAUUUAGGUUUGUAUAGAAUUUUUGGGUUUUUUAGUAGCUGUAAAUUAUUUUGAA
Molecule: messenger RNA, 919 nt
Organism: Meloidogyne enterolobii
Lineage: Eukaryota; Metazoa; Nematoda; Chromadorea; Rhabditida; Meloidogynidae
Source: the annotation of a GenBank genome assembly